AUGGAUGUCGGCUCAUUGGUGAUUGUGACCCAAGACUUCAUAUCUGAGUUGGAAGAGGAGCUGUCACUAUUCGCAGGCGAUAUAGUUCAGAUUACCGGGAUCGAAGGGAAGCUUUGGUUCCGUGGGGAGAGCAAUGGAUGCGAGGGAAAAUUCCCUCGGAGUUACGUUCGCGAGAAGCCGCUCCCAAAAGCGUGGAAUCCGAAGGACAGCAACUUGCGACUUUUCGCUGCUUUAGCUGAUUUCUCAACUGUACAGGAUGGAGAUUUGGCAUUCUGUCGAGGUGACUUGCUGGUUGGACUCGAAGGAGUAGAUGAGAAUUGGUGGAGCGCAGAAGAUGCUGAGGGCAAUCAGGGAACUAUCCCUGUUACGCACGUGUGGCGGAUCAAUUCAGACCGUCUGCCAAAAGAGGAGGAUUCUAAAAUCAAUCGUAGAGCUCGGGUGAUUCUGUCAAUGACUGCUCAGCUUGACGACGAGUUGAAUCUCGUGAAAGAUGAGAUAGUCACUGUCCGUAGAACACUCGACCGUGAUUGGUAUUGGGGCGAGAACGACAGCGGCAGUCAAGGUCGCUUUCCUAAGAGCUUUGUGACGCUCCUGGAAGAGUGUGUACCUGACAGCCCGCAUCAGAAUGAUCCUCCGUCCUUUGAGGAAUGCUUGAAGAAAGAAGUCGCACAGGCUGAAAAGGCUCCGGAUGAAGCUGACGUGCGUCCGGAAGAGACGACAAUGUAUACGACGUACCAGAAUAUGAGUGAAGUUUUCGCUUCAGAAGGGUACGGGGGCGUGGACGGUAUCCAGCCCUAUGCCAGAACGAAGUACAAGUUUAACUCGCAAUUCCCAAACGAACUCUCGUUCGAUAUGGGUCAGAUAGUUCACCUGCUGCGUCACAUCGACGAUGAGUGGAUGGAAGGAGAGCUCGAAGGAAGAAUCGGACUCUUCCCCACAGAGUAUGUCGACAUCAUCGUCGACGUCGCUCACGAUCCGCCGAAGAUAGAGGGGACCAUCGCUAGAGCGACAUAUGAUUUUGAGAGUGAUGUCCCGGGGGAUCUCCCCAUCAAGGAAGGAGAAAUCAUCAUACUCCUUGACAAAAUUGGCGAUGACUGGUACAGAGCAAGGGAUCCGCGAGGAAACGAAGGAAUUUGCCCCAUAAGUUAUGUUGAGGUGAGUGAAUCCAUGAAUAUUGUUCCAUCGAACAACGUCUUCCAGGAAGUCGAGGCUGAAUCUUCGGCGCGGUUUGCUUCGGGCGCAGAUGUCGCUGGUGGGGAGAAUGUGCUGCCUUUGAGUGCAUUGAGUCAACAACAGGUCAUUACCUGGCUAGCUACAUCUAGCUCUCCGGCAGCGCCGUCCGUGGUCAGCUCAGAUUCUGGUGGGGAUCCGAAGUCUGUGACAGUGGCUGCUCCAACGAAGGAGAGGAAAGACAAAAAGGAGAGAGACGUCAGAUCUCAAGCGUCGACUCCGGAUGAAGAAGAUUUCUCAUGGGAUUUUGGUUCACCAAAUCAUCACGGUAUUCCUCGAAUCUCAGAUUCGCGGUCCAGUCUCUUCGCCGCCGAGAAGUCCAAAUCUAAAAAGCAACACCAUACCUCGCACCACCAGCAGCAAUUACUACCAGUUCGUCCUCCUCCGCUCCCGCCUGCCAAGGUUGCGGAGCCUCAGAGGUCGGCACCCCCGGUGCCUUCGGUGGCAGGUCGUUACGAGAACUGCGUAAACCCGGCAGAUGCGGCCGACCAAGCAGCGGCAAGAGAACUGGAAGAGCAGCAUCGGAAAGAAGACAGUCGCUUACGGAAACAGAGAGAGCUCCGACAGUGCGUCAUAACAGAAAUGAUUCAGACAGAGAAAGACUACAACCACGACUUGAAGUUGUGCUUUGAUAUAUUCUUGAAGGACCCAACUCCCGCUCGUCGAUUGGGUAUCGACACGGUUACGCUCUUCGGAAAUCUGGAUGAAGUUAUCGAAGUGUCGACUCAGCUCCUCCAGAGAAUGGAGAACGAACAGAAUCGGCCUGAGAAGGAGCAGCGAAUCGGAAUGUGUUUCGGUGACUUGGUCGCCCGACUGCAGGACAUUUAUUCUCAUUACUGUCGCAACCACGAUGAUGUAUCGGGACUCCUGGCGAAAUACGAGCGCGAACCAGCCACUAAUCGCUUCUUUCAGAACGGAGUGAACAUGAUGCAGCGUAAUAGCAACUGUUUCGACUUGGCCUCGGUUCUGAUAAAACCAGUGCAAAGGAUCUUGAAAUAUCCGCUCCUGAUCAAUGAGCUCGAAAAAGCUACAGAAGAUUCCCACCUCGACAAACAACACCUUCUUCGAGCAAUGGAUGAGAUGGCGAAGGUGGCCACAGAUAUCAAUGAGGUUAAGCGUCGCAAAGAUCUGGUCUCGAAAUACCGCACAAAUCCUGAAGCAAGCUUCAGUCAGAAGCUGUCCAAACUCAAUCUACAUUCGGUGAGAAAGAAGUCCACGCGGCUGACGGUCAGAAUGUCCAGCUCUCUCGGUUUCACAACGGUCGUCCGAGACGAAGAUUUCGAGCGAGAAGAACAUCGAUUCGAUUUACUGGAGAAGAGCAUCAAAAACUUCUUGAAGAGCAUGAGAACCUUCUGCGACCAACUGCAAGAGUGUCUGAAGGUCGGACUACAGCUCUCAGAGGAUAUCUGUGAUUUCUAUGCGGAAAAAUGUAGUCUCAUCGAGGUGGAUCAGUUCCGGAUGGCGCAGCAUUCGCUCUACUCGGAACAUUGGAUGGAAUUCACGCGUACCACCGAGAAACAAGUUGUCGAUACACUCCAGUGUGUUCUUGAAAUGCUCGUCGCUCCACAAAAAAUUAUCGCGAAAAGAGAGCACAAACUUCUGGAUCUCGCUGCGUGCACUGCACGAAUGGAGAAGAACCGCGACGCGACCAGGCAGAAAUCCUUUGAGGAGGAAGAGCAAGCUGCGCGCAACAUGUAUAACGCUUUGAACAGUCAGCUGUUAGACGAGCUUCCCAAGUUGUGUUCUUUGAGCACGGACCUGCUGCGCAGCUGCGUCGAUACGUUCCUCCGAGCCAAGAAGCUUCUCGUGGCUCGCAUUACGAAACAACUUCUACAACUCUCGGAGCUACCGGCUCUUAAGGAUGCAUCGAUCAACGUGUUGGACGCUUUCGAACAGAAACAUAGAGCUGCCUUGCAGACUUUCGCGCAAUUCUCUAUGACGCAGGCUAAUAUAUCGGGGGGUCUCUUCAAAAUUGAAUCUUUGACGAAGGGCGGGAAUUUCUUGAGGAAGUCUUUCAACGACAAGCAUGGAACAGCGCUCGAUCUAGUCCCUCAAACCGAUGCCCAGAGACGCUGGCUGAAGCAAGAAUACGGCGAGAGUAAUUGCUUCGUCGUGGCGUUGACGAUCCAGAGCAGCGAUCCUAAUGAGAUCUCACUGACCAAGGGAGACGUGGUCGGUGUAGUGAGGCAAGCCGACCCGUCCGGGAACCCGAUGCGAUGGUAUGUAGACAACGGACGGUGCAAAGGCUUGCUGGCCAGUAAACAUCUACUCAGAGACAACAAGAACACGCAAAACUUCAUGGGGGAGCCAAGUGCGGGCUUCGCAAGAUCGACCAAAGGAUCCAUUCGUCCAACAUCGCUAUCAAAUGCACAAGUCGCAAACUCUCAACAAGCGCCCCUGAUUGGCACAGGCACUCAAAUGACAGCGGUGCCCACCGUUUCGCUUUACGGAAACGUGAAUGCGGAUCUUAUGGAUAACUCACCGCAGACGUCCGCGGACAAUAAUGGUCCGACAUGUCGAGUAGACAAAGCCCGGAACCUCUCGUCGAGUACCGAUGAGGGCCCGAAGUAUCAUUCUUCGCUCGCAUCGACGAGGGUAGUGAAUCCAGUGAUCAGCAAUUUGCCAAAUCGAAGCAACAGGAAACAGCCGAAGCUGACGACGGGUCCCGUCGCGAGCCUCCGCGACGAAGUUGAUCUGUCGGGUGGCUUCAAAAUACACCAUCAGACAGCUCAGAAACCCAUCAAUAAACCUCUCCCGGCUGCACCCGUAGAAGAAAACUCAUAUUCCAAUAUCGAUGCCCUGCAAGAACUCUGUGAUAUCGAGGGGCAACAGGAACACCAUCAGCACCAACAGCAGCAUCAACGACCGCCGGAGUCGAGAAACUCCAGCGAUAAGCGGCAGAAAAUCGAGGAGUACUACUACGCGCUGUACAAAUUGGACGGCGUCGGUCCAGGACAACUCCCUCUGACGCAGGGUCAAGUGGUGUUGGUGAUCUACACUUGCGAUUUAGAGAACAACAGCGAAUGGUGGUUCGUUGAGGAUCGCUACGGUCAACAAGGCUACGUACCCGCAUCUUACCUCCGCAAGUAUAAGUCCUCGUGAGCCAGCCUAUGGAGGGCAACAGCGAACGAGAUUUCAGCUCGCAUCUUGUACCGGAAAGUCCA
Molecule: messenger RNA, 4394 nt
Organism: Galendromus occidentalis (western predatory mite)
Lineage: Eukaryota; Metazoa; Arthropoda; Arachnida; Mesostigmata; Phytoseiidae
Product: dynamin-binding protein
Exons: 13
Coding region: 1-4332 (1443 amino acids)
Biological process (GO): intracellular signal transduction
Cellular component (GO): cytoplasm
Molecular function (GO): protein binding; guanyl-nucleotide exchange factor activity
Source: RefSeq, a predicted model, not a curated record